This is a messenger RNA of Poeciliopsis prolifica (blackstripe livebearer), 1294 nucleotides long. RefSeq names its product C-x(9)-C motif containing 4 homolog (S. cerevisiae) (gene cmc4). Gene Ontology annotation, cellular component: mitochondrial intermembrane space. The record is from RefSeq and is a predicted model, not a curated record. NCBI's taxonomy places the organism in Eukaryota, Metazoa, Chordata, Actinopteri, Cyprinodontiformes, Poeciliidae. Bases 124 to 318 code for a protein of 64 amino acids. The transcript is spliced from 3 exons.
UGCCGCGGUAAGAAGUAGCGUUUAGCCUCAACGCUAUCACAGAGGUGACAGUCACUUUGAGUAGAUGACCAUGUUCUUGAAGAACGACGUGUUUUAAAAUGCGUCUUCGACUUAUGUUCAGAAAUGCCUCAGAAAGAUCCUUGUCAAAAGCAGGCAUGCGCCAUCCAGAAGUGUUUACAAGCUAAUAAGUACAUGGAGAGUAUGUGCGAGGACGUGAUCCGAAACAUGCGGCGGUGCUGUGAAAUCCACGGGCGAAACUCGACCUGCUGCUCCGGUUUUAAGGACUCCAAACCGACCGAAAACGAGAAGGAAACAUAAAUCUCAAGUUCUCCUUUCUGUACAACAAUAGAGCAGACCUCAAGCAAGGCAAUGCAAACAGAAGGAAUCCUUUCAUCAAGCGUCUUACUUCUUCUUGCUGGUGGUUCGCUCCAGCAGUUUGUGGGCGAAAGACAGGGUUCCACCUGGACAGACAGCCAGUCCAUCACUGGGCAACAAAGAGACACACAUGCGCACACUUAUACCCAAUGUAAAAUCAGAGAGACUGAAUAACCUAACAGUAAUGUUUAUUGUACUAUGGGAGGAAGCUGGGGUACCCAGAGAGAGCCAGCGAAUACACGAAAGACCAUUAAGAAAUACCCAAGACAGGGUUUUGAACCCAAGACCUUCAUAUCCCUACUUUAUUGUUAGGAUUAUGGAAUUUCUGAAGCAUUUUAAAAAAAGGUUAUAAGGAAGAAAUAGGGUCAGGGGGGUCUUGGCCUUUUAAAUUGUGCUCAUUUGUAAACAAAAAAAAAAUAGUUUGCCAAAGUAUCUUCUAGUCUUCUUACUGUAUUUAUAAUAAUACUAACGUUAUUUAUUUUAUACCCAAAAGUGGGAUGCUUAUGGGGCUAACCCUGUCAAGUAAUUGAACUGAUUGGAAUUAAAGUUCAAAUAUAGAAGGUAUAAAACGUUUAUUUAUAUUUUCUAUAUAUGUUUGCCAUUAUUAAAUUUGUACUUUUAUUAUCUGAAAAACUCGUGUAAUUGAAAAAAUACAGUCUGAAAAAAAAUUCAUGUUUUGGACACAUUAAAACCUGCAUUUUCACACUUAAAAUUUUAAGAUAAAUAUUUUGUUCCCUAUCCUUUCAGUGUCUCUGUAUCCUUUUGAACUUAGAAAUUGAAAUAGAAACUAACACUGCACUCAUACAGGAAAAUAAACAUUUUGUUUCGUUUCCUAAAAAAACAUUCUGAAGUUUGAAUAUGUUGUAUUACUUGCAACAAAUGUUGAAAAGAUAAUCCCUAAUAAAUAUUUAAAAGCCUA